CCCACCCACUUUUCAAAAAAAAAAAAAAAAAACCUACUAUAAAUUCUCCCAAAUAUUCUUCUACUCUUUACCUUCAUCCAUACCCAUAGUUGCGUUGCAGCAUCAAUUCUUUCUUUGCCAAACAAAAAUCUAUAUAUUUUGAAGAAAAUUUUAUUAAUUUAGAAAGAAAGAGAUGCAGAUCUUUGUGAAGACGCUUACAGGAAAGACUAUUACUCUCGAGGUUGAGAGCUCCGAUACUAUCGAUAAUGUCAAGGGCAAGAUUCAGGACAAGGAAGGAAUACCUCCUGAUCAGCAGAGAUUGAUUUUUGCUGGCAAACAGCUUGAAGAUGGUCGGACUCUUGCAGAUUAUAACAUCCAAAAGGAGUCGACUCUUCACUUGGUUUUGAGGCUUAGGGGAGGGACUAUGAUCAAGGUCAAGACUCUCACUGGCAAAGAGAUUGAGAUUGAUAUCGAACCCACUGAUACCAUUGAUCGGAUUAAGGAACGUGUUGAAGAGAAAGAAGGAAUUCCACCUGUGCAGCAAAGGCUCAUCUAUGCUGGCAAGCAGCUUGGAGAUGACAAGACGGCUCGUGAGUACAAUAUUGAGGGUGGCUCUGUGCUUCAUCUUGUGCUUGCGCUGAGAGGGGGAAGUCUAAUGGUUUAAAUUCUAUAUUUUGCAUAAUAUGGAUGACUCUGCAUGUUAUAUGCGAUGUUUGAUAAACAUUAUCUGAUAGUUUCCUUGACAUGUUAUAGACAUGUUCUGUUUUAUUAGUAAUUUGUGACUCACUCAGGAAACUUAAUAGUCUAUAUUAUUCCCCUCCUACUUCCGCUUUGGAACUGGUAACUUUUGAGACAAGCAAAAGAACUAACUUAUUUGUGCUUGUAUUCCCUUAAAAUAAACUUGCGGUUUGUCUUAA
Messenger RNA from Durio zibethinus, 896 nucleotides. RefSeq names its product ubiquitin-NEDD8-like protein RUB2. Lineage: Eukaryota; Viridiplantae; Streptophyta; Magnoliopsida; Malvales; Malvaceae. Gene Ontology annotation, molecular function: protein binding. The record is from RefSeq and is a predicted model, not a curated record.